AUGUCUCAAAGUUCAAGAAAGGAUGAUUCUGUCAAGACAAAGGUAGAAAGAACAGCUAAAGGAGUCAAAUGCAUGGGUUUGAAGAGUGGUUCUUCGCAACCAUCCUCUGUGUCAAAGAAAGCUCCCAAGCCGAUGAGACCAAGGUACCCUACAAGAAAAGUCUACAGGUCACAGGUUCAGAACAGAGAUCCCACUCAUGUUCCUCUCUAUGAGGAUGUUACUGAUGAAGAGGAGAUCAAUGCAGAAGAUGCUCUUGAGAAAUCUCCUCAUGUUGAUGUACCCAAUGUCGAGACAUCUGCUUCUCAAGAAAAUUCUGAUCAAGAAAAGAAAUCCACAUCUCAUGAAGAUUCAGGCAAUGUCACCAAGCCAGAUGUUUCUGUGUCAUCUCCUUCAAAGGAUGAUGAUUUGAAGAAUGGUGAUUCUGAGGAUACCAAUUCUGAAGAGCCAAUCCUGACUCCAGUCUCUGUUGAGGACAUCUCUGAUGAUGAUUCUGAUGAUGUUCCUCUGACUGAGUCCUUUGUUGAUAGUGUUGUUGCGAGGAUGAAGAAGAAAAGAAGGGUUUCUUCUCCUGAAGUCACUCUUACUCCACAAAAGGGAUCCCAAGUCUUCACCUAUAACAUACAAGUGUGA
This is a messenger RNA of Lotus japonicus, 630 nucleotides long. RefSeq lists its product as uncharacterized. Lineage: Eukaryota; Viridiplantae; Streptophyta; Magnoliopsida; Fabales; Fabaceae. The transcript has a single exon. Bases 1 to 630 code for a protein of 209 amino acids. The record is from RefSeq and is a predicted model, not a curated record.